UCCUGCUGGUAUCAUAGUGGACGUCGUCGUUAAACGAGUCCAUAGUUCAACGAAAUUGUGACAUCUUUAUUCACCCGACUAAUUCUAGCUGUGGACUCGAUUAAGCUUCAAAACGUCAAGAUUUAUCCCAAACACCCUCCUAAAUUGUGUCUCAUAACCGCAUACAUCUCGCUGCUGAUAAGAAUUCACGAGAUGGCUCUUAUUUUUCAGUGCGCCGAGGAGAAGUGAACGUGACAGGAUCAGUUAAACGGGAUUGUCGCCGAGCCCGGAGUACGAACAAAAGUUUCCACGAUUACGUGCUGUAAAUCAAUGUUUGUUGCCCCUUUUAUAAAAGCAUCAACAACGCUAACUUGUGUUCGUUGCUCUAAUCAGGAUCGUGGUAAACACAAAUCUGACGGCCAUCAGAAUGUACUUUACGCUCGGCUUUUCCUCGGAGGCGGACACACAAAAAUCUAUGAUUUAGCUGACAUUUUAGAAGAGCGAUGAACGAUCAAGCGAAUCAUUUCCUGCUCCGCUGGAGGACACCUGGUCGGAGCUAAAUGACCCGGACCGGUAGACGGCGAUGAGCUCGUUACCUGCACAAUCUGCGACCCGUUUUUUUUUUUUCCCCUCUUUUCUUUUUAUUCCUUUCUGACCAAAAACUCGUUAUUCCAGAGUCUACAAGUUCAAUGUGCAGAAGAAGAAUUGGACACUGUUGCGCUGCUGGCUCCUAUAUACGUUUCCCCUUGCAGUCGGUUUCGCUCCGUUGGCACAACCAGCCACGAAAGCAAUAAGCGUUUGAAGCCAAUCAGCAGCAAUUAUAAGCCGAAACAUUUCCAGUUCGUUAAUCUCCGCAUAGACAACAGCAAUUACACGAAUGUCUUCAAGUGCAACGACGUUGUUUACGACUGGCGUGUUGAUGGUGUUCAUGGCCUUUUGGUGCGUUCCACUCGGCAGGGCUCAAACGUACGACAGAUGCCAACUCGCCAGCGAUUUACUCCACAAGUACAAACUGCCGGCCAAUCAAAUCUCUCAGUGGAUUUGCCUUGUGCGCUGGGAAAGUAAUUUCAACACGUCUGCCAUCGGCUCUCUCAACGCGGAUGGCUCUCUCGAUCAUGGAUUGUUCCAGAUUUCCGACUUGUAUUGGUGCGAUCACGCACAGGGCAUGGAUAGCGCCUGUGGUAUCACUUGUGAAGACCUAAGGAACGAGGACAUUAAAGACGACGUCAUUUGCGCCAAGCGAAUCUUCCGGCAACAUCAGCACUUGACGGGAAAUGGCUUCAACGCGUGGGUGGCGUGGAAGCUUCACUGUCAGGGAGAUACGGAUUCUUACACGGCCGAUUGUACUACUACUAAAGGUAGCCCAUCACUGGCCAACGAUUCGUCGGGCGCCGAUCGGGAGCGGAAACCGCAAUCGUCCGCUCAACCAGAAAACCCGCAACAGCAGCAACCCAACUGGCUAUGGUCCCCGUUCAGUCAACCAAUUCCGACCGGUUGGCUAUUCUUUUUGGGCACAAAAAUAAAGUAACAGAGAAAGAACAGAAAAUAAAACGAUGCUUAUAGAAAGAGA
Molecule: messenger RNA, 1549 nt
Organism: Daphnia magna
Lineage: Eukaryota; Metazoa; Arthropoda; Branchiopoda; Diplostraca; Daphniidae
Product: lysozyme C II
Exons: 7
Coding region: 857-1507 (216 amino acids)
Source: RefSeq, a predicted model, not a curated record